Molecule: messenger RNA, 1262 nt
Organism: Guillardia theta CCMP2712
Lineage: Eukaryota; Cryptophyceae; Pyrenomonadales; Geminigeraceae
Exons: 6
Coding region: 1-1149 (382 amino acids)
Molecular function (GO): protein binding
Source: RefSeq, a predicted model, not a curated record
AUGGGUUAUCAGUGGGGCGAAGAAGAACGGGGUGUUGACAAGCGUCCAAAUCAAAUCUAUGGAAACCCGCAGGGAUUUACCGCCAACUGCAGAAGAAUUGAAUCGCACAAAGUCCGACCUUUCCUCCAAGAGACAUCGUCAGGAAAAGUUUCUGUGGCGUUUCUGGCCAGAGCUCCGCACAAGUUCACAGAGAAACUCUUCGAGGAGGACGUCGAGACGAGACGAGAAACGCUAGGCAGCAUGUCUCGUUGGCUAAUGGCCCAUCCCAAGAAUAAAGUUUCACAGUCUGAGGUGGACUGCAUUCAAAUCUUAACUCAACUACUAUCAGACAAGGACCCGGUCACCCGCGAGAAGACUGCGCAGGUUCUUUCACUGCUUGCGAGUGUGUCGGAGGGGGUUGGCAAGAUGCUGCAAGUCGGCACCAUCAAGCAGCUUCUUGUAGUCAUGCAGGACGUGGCGUCACUACCAGCAAGGAGAUACGCCCACAAAUGCCUCCAACUUAUAGGAGAUCUGCCCGAAGGCUCUCAAGCUAUCGUGGAUGCCGGGGGCACAGCGAUGCUUGUUGCUGUGUGCAAGCAUAGUCCGACAGCAGACGCUGUCCAAUCGCUCAAGUGCUGUUUGCAGUGCAUGCAAGGACUUUCAGAUGCGUUGGAGUGCAAGGCGAUCGGGUCAAUGGUGACAUGUAUCUCGAGCGAGGACCCAUCGAUUCUGCAGCAUGCCCUCAAGAACAUCACUUACCUUACGCUCAGUCAGUCUGCCAAGCUUGAGGCGAUUGCCGAGGGAUGUAUGCCUCGCAUUGUGGACCUCACCCUCCACGACAGCUGGUUGGUUCGAGCUUCUGCCAUUGCGGCCGUCGCGUCCAUUGCCGUCUCAGUCGAGGGAAAGAAGCUUGCGUUCGAGUUGGGAGCUGUGGAGAAACUUGUGGGUCUUCUUUCAGACGAGAACUUCUCAGUUGUCUUGCUGUCUGUGCGGUGCCUCGGAGUUCUGGCCGAAUACAAGAGAGAACUGCUAUCGACGCCCAACGAAGACAAAUAUCGCUCGUCCUUCGACGGUGCCCUACCCGUCCUCUCUCAGCUCAGACAGUCGCAGGAUGAAGUACUGGCACGGAGUGCACGCAACACACAAGAUCUGAUUCUUUGGCGUCCUUAGACGCCAAUUGUGUUCAAACUGAUGUGUACAUAUGUUCAAAAGAUUGUAGCUGAACAAAUUAGAUGAAACGAUUGUAAAACAUCUUAGCUAUAAAAAGCGUGCAUGCAAUGCCC